This is a messenger RNA of Austrofundulus limnaeus, 1601 nucleotides long. RefSeq lists its product as uncharacterized. Gene Ontology annotation, molecular function: DNA binding; transcription corepressor activity. Bases 118 to 1044 code for a protein of 308 amino acids. The transcript is spliced from 6 exons. Gene Ontology annotation, cellular component: nucleus. Gene Ontology annotation, biological process: positive regulation of neuron differentiation; negative regulation of Notch signaling pathway. Lineage: Eukaryota; Metazoa; Chordata; Actinopteri; Cyprinodontiformes; Rivulidae. The record is from RefSeq and is a predicted model, not a curated record.
CCUCUACUACGCAGUAUUUUCAUGUACUCCGCUGUCUUUGUCCUCACUGAGUGCUUGUGUUUUUACUUUACCCUUGCAGGCAGUCUGAACGGCUAGAGUUUUUCUUUUUCCUUUCUGAUGCCACCAAAAAGAAAUUGUGGAACAACAAGUCCAUCAGAACCACAAGUGAAGAUGAUAAAGAUCGGUGGGGAUCCAGAUGUGCAGGAUUUUCACUCUGGAUCAGCGGACAGAUUCAGGAUGGCAGAAGAGUCCAGCUCCUCUCCUCCUCUUCCCAACACUGAGCAGGAAAUCAUUGACUUUGAUGAAGACAAUUUUUCCGCUUCAGGCGUCAGAACAGACACCAUCAGCCUUCUGAUGAAAAUAGACCAACUUCAGGCACAACUCAAAUAUGAACGCAGAUGUAGGAUUUUGGCAGAGAGAGAACUGAGGGAGCUCAGAGAGAUGAACACCCUGAUGCUGCAGAUGAGGCACACGGCUCAUGAGCUGCGAGUCACUCUGGACCACGUCCUCCACGGAGGUCAGGCAGAGGUCGCGUCGCAAAACCCAGACGAGGUUGUGACUUUCCUGCCUGAGCCUGAAAUGCAGAUGACAGCAGAUGAUAAUGUCUCGGAGGAGGAUGGCCAGAAUUUUGUUUAUCUGGGGGAGAGCCUUCGGGUGCCCAAAAAUCUCUACCAUCGCAUUGCAGAAAUAGGUGACUACAAGAAGUACAUUUCAGCGCUGCUGAUGACACUGUUCGACAGACACACUCUGGCCACGCACUGCCUCCAGAGCCGCAAGAGCUCGGUAGGGGAGGAGAGCCACAAGCCCGCUCUCCCACCUGAGAUUUUGAAAGGCCUCAUGGAUCACGUUGCAGCGAAGUUUGGGGUCGACAGCAACCUAAUAAAAACUGCAAUCCGCACAAAGUUGAACAACGAGGACAAGCUGAUGAAGAAGAGACUGGGCUUGAAUAGAAGCGACAGCAGAGUUGCCSUCAAUACACCCAUUAGUUACAAUGUUUCACUUCUGCCUAAACAAGAACCGAUGACAAAUGACUCUGAGUUCUAGCUGCUCCGUUUUUACUCCCCUGAGUUUUAUUUGAAAUAGCGUUACGGAACAGGAGCUCUGUAGAGUUUUUCUUCAGCAAAUGAAUUGCCUAGAGUUCGCUAUUUUCCAAUACUUUGAAGAUUUAAUUUUAUUUUUUAAACUUUGAUAUCCUUUUGUUCACUGGAUGUUUGAAAACCUGUUGGUUGAUAACAUGGUUGUCUAUUUACAGUAACGAGUUGUAGCUCAUUUAACCUUUUGACGAACAUCUUAAUCGAGUACUUUGUGUGAGUAGGACCAUACAAACUGUUAAUGUUGGUGAGAAACUGUGAAUUAGUUCUUUAGAAUAAAACAGAUUCUUCUUUCCUUCAAACGGUCAUUUUAUUACGUCGUUGAUUAAAAUGUAGAAACUAUAAAACUCUGGAACUGAUGUGUUUUUGAAUAUCAGUGAAAAUGCAGCGGGUGCUAGUCGGCUUUGUCUUCCCAGCUGCCAACAGAUGUCAGUGCUGAGCCCUUUUCAUGCUCCUGCUUCAUCUGAACACAUCAUAAACUUGCAAAUAAAAUAAAGCACAAGAGCUAAA